AAUGAUGCAUAUACAGCAGGGAACCGGUCACAGGAAAGAAAGCACGAAGCCACGGACAUGGCUGACAUAACUCACAGAAGAGUCCGAACGAAUGGAAUAUGGAUGCACAUAGCGGAGAAAGGAGAUGGACCUCUGGCUCUGCUCAUCCAUGGCUUCCCCGAGAUCUGGUCCACAUGGAAGCACCAGAUCCAUCGCUUGGCCGAACACGGGUACCGCGUCGUUGCGCCCGACAUGAGGGGCUACGGGGACUCGGACUGCCCCGCCGACCCUGCAUCGUACACCAUCCUCCACCUGGUCGGCGACUUGGUUGGCCUUAUCGACGCCCUCGGUCAAGAUCAGGCGUAUGUGGUGGGUCAUGACUGGGGCGCAGAAGUAGCAUGGCACCUUUGCCUCCUCAGGCCGGAUAAAGUCAAAGCGCUCGUUAACUUGAGCGUGCCUUAUCGACCACGGUCCCCGCAAUCAAAGCCGGUUGAAUACAUGGCCGAAAAGUUUGGCGACGGGUUCUACAUUACUCAGUUUCAGGAACCAGGGAGAGCUGAGAAGUCGUUUGCCAAGUAUGACUGUUUGACGGUACUGAAGAAGUUCUUACUGGUGAAUGGUCCCGAUCUUCUGGCUGCUCCACGGGGCAUCGAGAUCAUCGAUUUCCUGGAGACCCCAGAUUCUUGGCCAUCGUGGACCACCGAAGAGGAGCUCCAGUACAAGGCAGAGAAGUUCCGGAGCUCUGGUUUCACCGGGGCAUUGAACUACUACCGUGCCAUGGACAGGAAUUGGGAGCUGCUUGGGCCGUGGCAGGGGGCAAAGAUAACCGUCCCCACGAAACUCAUUACCGGGGAUAAGGAUGUCGGGUUCCAAUCAUUUGGGACCAAAAGUUACAUAGAGAGUGAAUUCCUCAAGGGUCUUGUACCUGGUCUUCAGGUUCUGGUCAUUGAUGGCCACCAUUUCAUCCAGCAGGAGAGGGCUGAGCUAGUCAGCGCUGAGAUUCUGUCCUUCUUCGGGAAGAGAUCUGGGAAUUGAGUGCUAUGUGCCAAUUGGGUCUGCGGGAUUCGAUCAGAUGAAUUCAAUUUGCGUUACAUGUAUGAAGUAGCAUUCGGCGGAUUGAUGAUUUCAAAUGGAUGUUGGGAUCAUGUAACCUACCUCUUGGACGAUUUCACUUCGUGGACGGGUGUUUGUUUAAUGGUUUAAACA
This is a messenger RNA of Rhodamnia argentea, 1185 nucleotides long. Its product is annotated as epoxide hydrolase A-like. The coding region runs from base 58 to 1014 and encodes 318 amino acids. The record is from RefSeq and is a predicted model, not a curated record. The transcript has 4 exons. NCBI's taxonomy places the organism in Eukaryota, Viridiplantae, Streptophyta, Magnoliopsida, Myrtales, Myrtaceae. Gene Ontology annotation, molecular function: hydrolase activity.